Messenger RNA from Aspergillus nomiae NRRL 13137, 1314 nucleotides. RefSeq names its product Zn(II)2Cys6 transcription factor. The transcript is spliced from 6 exons. Bases 1 to 1314 code for a protein of 437 amino acids. Gene Ontology annotation, molecular function: DNA-binding transcription factor activity, RNA polymerase II-specific; zinc ion binding; DNA binding. Gene Ontology annotation, biological process: regulation of DNA-templated transcription; DNA-templated transcription. The record is from RefSeq and is a predicted model, not a curated record. NCBI's taxonomy places the organism in Eukaryota, Fungi, Ascomycota, Eurotiomycetes, Eurotiales, Aspergillaceae.
AUGAGCAGCCAUGCGAACCACGUCUGUCUACGCUGUAGGACGCAGAAGCGUAGAUGCGACAAGCUGCUUCCAGUGUGCUCUUUGUGCAAAAGACUCAACCGUGUCUGCUGCUACACGGAACCAAACGGAAUAGUUGGAUCUGGAGACUCCCCCGAGGCUGUAUCCUCGAUUUCGCUACCAGUCCCUGAUCUCGCCCAGCUUACGUCGGCCAACAUAUCUCACACUAUCAGGACGCAAGUCUUCACCAUCAUUGGGGAUGAAAGUAGGAUCCGAGCGGUGGCCGCGAUAUACUUUCGGACAAUCCAUCCUUGGUUUCCCAUACUAGCUGAAGCACCAUUUUACGAGUGUCUAUCCCACAUCUUUACCCAUCCGAGCCCGGAUCUCAGCUUGCUCACGCUUUGUAUGGUUCUUUUGGGUGCCAACCCAGUCAAGGAUGAGAUAACACCCCGGAUGCGCUCCCUAUACAUAUUAGUGAAGGGGUACAUUGCAUCAUUAGAAGCGAUUGACGUCAAUUCAUUGGAGCUGCUGCAGUGUAGACUACUACUCACUAUAUUCGAAGUGGGCCACGGCUUGUACCCAGCAGCAUAUAUCUCCAUAGGUGCAAAUGUUCGGGCAGCAGUGGCUCUCGGGGCGAAUGAAGCAUCGAAAGCCGAGCUAGAAAAAACGUUCAAGUCCUCAGAGAAAGCGGACGAGGCUCGGUGCACAUGGCGUGGCAUUGUCAUAACAGAUAGGUAUGUCUCCUUAGAGAGUAACAAAGGACCGAUUAUCCCGAAAGCUCUACUGUCGGGAGCCGACUCUGACUCGUUCGACCUGGCUUUAACACCGUCGAAGCCUCUGUACCACUUCAAUAAACUAGCCCAAGCUUCACGUAUACUGGAACAAGUGCUCACCCACGUCCACGACCCGGUUCAACAUAUGGAAUUUUUCAAUGAUGAGGCAAUACAGAUUUUAAAGACACUCAGCUCGUUCAGAGAAACUGUACAAGAUAAGGACGCCGUCCCACAUAGUCUGUGCUACAGUGCAGUUGCCAUAUCCCGCAGCGCCUUGAUGACUGUCCUAGAGUUUGGCUGCAGCUUUAAGGCUUCCGGCAUAGAGUCCUGUGUCGUGGGGUCGUACAGACUCAUGCACAACGUAGUUGAGGAACUUGUUAACGCGUCCGAGAGCUUCGCUGCACAAAUCAGACCGGCUGACUUAGAGGCGCUGCCCGUAUUUGUAGUGCAUUGUAUCUACAAGGCAGCUCGGGUAUUGCUGGGUGUGUUAAGGGAUAGCCCGAGGUUUGAUUCCAGGAGAGCAAACGAUAUCUUGAAGAUCUGA